Molecule: messenger RNA, 3259 nt
Organism: Scophthalmus maximus (turbot)
Lineage: Eukaryota; Metazoa; Chordata; Actinopteri; Pleuronectiformes; Scophthalmidae
Gene: vwa11
Product: von Willebrand factor A domain containing 11
Exons: 18
Coding region: 257-3022 (921 amino acids)
Source: RefSeq, a predicted model, not a curated record
ACCGAGCCAUGGUGAGAAGUUCCCACACGGCCGCGUGUGCUGUAACAAGGUGGUAUUGCCUGCAAUAACAAACCUGCUCUCAGGUAUUUCGAUGUGAAAGAAAACCAAUAACCAGUUGAAGGAACCGUCAGCUCCGGAGAAUACCCUCGACCACUUCUGCAAUCUGACAGCAAACGGCAUCUUUGCUGUCGGAAAUUCUUCACAAAGCUGAAGCCAAAACAAAUCCUGGUCCUACCUGGCAGCCCAAGGAUCAAGCAUGAUGUCAGUGCUGGGAGUAGCCCUGCUGGGCUUGGCUCUGCUAUCAAGAACCGCCGUGGCAUUUGUUCCCGUCGGGCCUGGGACGUCCUCUCAUGUCAACAUGACAGCAACAGCCCUGUUGCAACAAGUAUCAGAGGCAUGUCAGGCGGUGGCUGACGCAGCGGGUUAUGGAUUCCAACCCACGGGUUCCUCUCCUGAGGAGCUGGUUCAGGCCUGUCUGGGACCCACAGCAAUAGGAAUGGUGUCAGGUGCCAAAUUUCACUCUGCUCUUCAAGAGAUAUACACCCAGAAUGGACUGAUAGACCGUGACUUCAUCGACAGUGAUCCGCAUCACUUCAACUCCGAGGCAUUCCUGGAGGGACGUAGCCUCAUCUUGGAGGGCAUGGCGGCCAUUAAGGCUAACGUUCGCAAUGAGAACUUCCAGGCUGCCAGAGAAACACUGGGCAGAGUCCUUCAUACACUACAGGACUUUUACAGCCACAGUAACUGGGUGGAGCUGGGAAACUCGGAGCCCUACAUCAACCUCAUACGCCCAGAUCUGCCAUUGGACAACCUGGCAGACGUCAACACUCCCACCUGCAGAGACUGUGAGAAAGGACCAUGCACCAAUUCCAUCCUGCCAGAAAUCCUAGAAAAAAAGAAACUUACAUCAGGAUACAUGGGAGUCUUCUUUUCUGCAAAGCCACAAGGUAAAUGUAGCCACGGAGGUCCAGGGGACCUGACCAGCACAACAGUUCCCCGCGGUGGCAUCAACAAAGAUGAGCGUCGCUUAGACAACGUGGCUGUCCACAACACUGCUGUGAGUUUAGCCACAAUUGCAAGCGUCCAGCUAAUAGAGGACAUCCGCUUUGCUGUUGGGGACAAAAACUUUCUGAGGAUGAUGGGGAUUGCCCGCUCAUCUGUCGUGUGCUUUGUUAUUGACACCACCGGCAGUAUGUCUGAUGACAUCGCUGAGGCCAGGUCGGUUGUUAACAAACUCAUUGACAGUAAAAAAGGAACACAGGAUGAGCCCUCUGAGUACAUCUUGGUGCCCUUCAAUGACCCAGAUUUUGGACCUGCGACCAGGACAUCAGACCCUGAUAAAAUGAAAGAUGUAAUCGCUAAACUCCAACCGCGUGGAGGGGGCGAUAUCCCUGAGAUGUGUCUGUCAGGACUUCAGUUGGCUCUCACUACCGCCCCAUCCUCCUCCUACAUCUACGUUUUCACUGAUGCUAUAGCCAAAGACAUCGAACUCAAAGACACGAUUAUUGCUCUCAUCAGGCGCACCAAGUCAACGGUGUCAUUCUUCAUGACUGGGUCCAGUCGGAGGCGUCGUCGCUCCCCCACAACUGCUACCUUUAAUGAUUACAAGGACAUGGCUUUGGCCUCUGGAGGCCAGGCCAUCGAAGUGUCCAAGAAACAGCUGCCUGGGGCCACAGGCAUCAUCAGUGAUACCGCUACUUCAGCUCUGGUGACAGUUCUUCAGCGAGCGGGGAACCCUGGGGCGCAAGAGACCUUCACCUUCGUGUUGGAUGAAUCGCUUCAAAACAUCACCAUCUACAUCACAGCAUCAGGCAUCAUUUUUACACUGAUCAACCCUGCAGGUGUGAGCCAGAGCAACACUGAGGCCAAUGGUAAACUGGGGAUCAUUCAGACAGUCGGCAACCUGAGGAGAAUUCGUCUCAAUGCUGCCCACCAGUCGGGUCCCUGGAAGAUCAGCAUGAAGUCUGACCAACCAUACACAGUCAAGGUCACAGGCCAGAGUAUUAUCACAUUUAUCUAUAACUUCGUGGAAAUGUUCGAGGGACCUCACCCAGGUUAUGCAGUACUCAGUGGGCGUCCAAAAGCAGGCCAGCCGGCCACCCUGCUGCUCUCAGUGGUGGGUAAGAAAGGUCCGUCCUCGAUGACCGUCGGAGACAUCAGCCUGGUAACUGUGUCUGGUCCUGAGGUUGUGAGCAACAGCUCAUUGACUGACAUGGGCAGUGGAGACAUCCUGGUGACUGUUGAUGCGGUGCCCGACGGGGAGUUCUUGGUCAUUCUGAGAGGAAAAGACAAAGUGUCAAACAGCUACUUUCAGAGGCAGUCGACCACCUCAAUGUCCGUCUCCAAAGUGACCCUCCAGUCUGUGGUGGCCAGCAGUGUGAGGCCAGGAGAUGCCUUUGAGAUCCCCUUCAGUGUAAGGACCCAGGGCUCUGGUGGUCUUUACUCUAUUGUGGCCAAGAAUGACAAAGACUUCCCCAUGUCCUACCCAAGCAGCCUCAGCUUGACAACUGGAAAAUACACUAAUGACACGUUGACAAUUACGCCACCAGCCAGCACACCGUCCGGCACUGAUGUCACUCUGACAAUGGAAGCCAAGUCGUCCGACGGUGUCGACUCCAAUUACGUCGUUCUGAGAUUGUCCGUUGUCAAGAAGAUAACAGAUUUUGUUCAGCCUAUUUGUAAAGUGGUGAGUGUGCUGGCUGACGACUGCCCUCAAGACGUGUCCCAAUGUGGACCUUUCCAGUGGGAGCUUGUGGCCAACCUCACUGACGGAAACGGCACCGGGAUAGAGAGCAUCUCCCUGCAACAGGGCAAUGGAACGCUCUCGUUCACCUCCCUGGAAGCUGCCGUCAUCCAGGCGAACUACAACGCAUCCUGCUGCUCACAGAUUGUGGAGUUCACAGCUGUCGAUAAAGUCGGCAACGUGGGAAAGUGCUACCACUCAAUCGUUCGAUCGGGCAGCCCUCCUGCUUUAACGCUGUCGCUGCCACUGUGGUUGUGCCUGUUGAUGAUCCUUUAUUAAUAAAAGCAACGUGCUUGUGUUAUGGAGUGAAACUGUAGCUGGUGACGGUCGUCGUGAACUCGAAUACUGUGCUUGAAUCAAAUGUGCGCACUGAUCGAUUCAGUGGUUGAUGAAUGUUCAGUAAAGUUGUCUCAAAUAAAAUGUUUCAUAAAGAAAACAUUUGGUUGCAAUGCAAGAAUAUUUUCUCAUGUUUGUAACAUGUUCCAGUUUUUACAAUAAAAUCUUGUUUGGGGUAAA